GACAUGUCUUUGUGGCUGCAAAUGGAGCCAGAGGUCGAAAGGGGAGCGAUCACUCUGGCUGGUUGGAUGAAGGAUAAAAGUGAGGACAUGCUGGUGAUCAUUUGGGAGCUGGAGGAGGGGCCGGAUCCUCGGCUUGACGUCUGCAUCGAUUGGAGGAGGGCAGAUGGCAUCAUGUCAGUCUGCAAAUCCCUCUUCAAUGAGGGUUGCGAUCUGUAUGAUCUUCUGGAGGAACGGUUGGCGGACAUCAUUGAUCGUGAGGAUGAGCACAAGGUAACAGCGGAAACAUCAAGAUUAACAAUAACAGCAAUGGAUGGGGGCGACAACAACAACAACAACAAUGAUAGCAGUGGCGUGUAUACUAACAACAACAACAGCGGCGAAAACAUCAUCAACAACAAAAACAACAACAACAACAACAACAACACCGAUAAUAUCAGCAGCAACGACGACGACGACGGUAGUGCCAACUAUGGAAGCAGCGAGGCUGGCAGCUCUGUCCGGGCAGUUGCGAUCAUCAGCGACAUGAUGGGGGAGGUGAUGCAAGCGGAUGAAGGGGAGAUUGGGGUUGGAACGGAAAAGUGGUUUAUCAUCUCCCCCCCCCUCAACGAUACGGACGACGACGACAACAUCGUCAACAACAACAACAACAACGACAACAACAACAACAACAACAACAACAACGACAACAACGACAACAACGACAACAACAACAACAACAACAACAACGACAACAACAACAACAACAACAACAACAACGACAACAACGACAACAACAACAACAACAACAACAACAACAACAACGACAACAACAACAACAACAACAACAACAACAACAACAACAACAACAACAACAACAAUAUCGACGACGACGACGACGGUGGCCACGACCAAUGGAGCAGCGGGGUAGGAAAUCACAUCUGGGCGGCUGAGAUUAUCAUCACCGCGUUGGGAGGGAUGCUACAAGUGGAAGUUGUGGGAGAUGGGGUUGAUACAGAGAAGCGGUUUACUGCUUUCCCCCUCUCUAACCUUCAUAUGGUGUUCCUCCUCGUGGUUUGGAGGAGCAUAGGAAUAAAAUAGCUGGGGGUGAUUGAUGUUGUCCGGCCUGCAAUACCAGUCAUCAUUGGGGGAUUGAUCGUCGUGUUGGGUGGUGGUGAGAUGUUCAAGGAUUAUUAGCAGGAGGUCAAUCCUUCUUGACAGUCUCACAUGAUAAUGCAUAUUCGAUACUGGACUGGGCGUCCAGAUCAUACAUCUCUCAUCAUUAACAGAGCUUUGCUUUUAGGCUUGAUUCAUAAAAGAUAAUAUACAUCAUAUAGUGCUUAGGGUUUCAUGAUUACACUUCGAUAGAUAAAAUAUUGUGUA
Molecule: messenger RNA, 1359 nt
Organism: Chara braunii
Lineage: Eukaryota; Viridiplantae; Streptophyta; Charophyceae; Charales; Characeae
Source: the annotation of a GenBank genome assembly